Messenger RNA from Aphidius gifuensis, 488 nucleotides. RefSeq lists its product as uncharacterized. The coding region runs from base 15 to 488 and encodes 157 amino acids. The transcript is spliced from 3 exons. The record is from RefSeq and is a predicted model, not a curated record. NCBI's taxonomy places the organism in Eukaryota, Metazoa, Arthropoda, Insecta, Hymenoptera, Braconidae.
UACAUAAAGUAAAAAUGAUCGAAAAAAAAAACGAAAAAAUUGAUAAUUUUGAUGUGGUAGCUUGCAACUCAAAUAGAUCAUCAGCGUCAACAUCGUCUGUAUCAAAUUCAACUCCACCACAACAACAUUCUUCUAAAAAUACAUUAAUAAAUAUCGAGAGAGAUGUGAACUUGCUGAUUCAAAAGUCUAAAAUUGAGGUGGACAAAAACUGGAUAAUCAACACAACAAAAUUUUUACGUGGCAAUCCCGGAGAAAUGGCACGACAAAUCUUCAAGAAAAUGAUUGGAAAAGAUAACCUCGCAAGAAUGACAGUAAAAGAAAAGACUGGUAGAGAAAUGAUUCCAAAAAACCAAUAUGAAGCUAUUGAAGAAUAUGUUCACAACACAUGUCGCAAAUCAAGUAGACUAUCCAAACCAGAAUUUCAUAAAAAAAUAAUGAAAAUGUGUUGUACUUUACGAGAAACGGAAAAGAAAAAAAAAGCUGCUUAA